AUUGCCUUCUGUUGCCCGAGGCCCCUGCCCAGUAGUAGGUUGCCUUCUGUUGCCCGAGGCCCCUGCCCAGUGGUAGGUUGCCGUCUGUUGCCCGAGCCCCUGUUGAGGGGUAGAUUGCCUUCUGUUGCCCGAGGCCCCUGCCCAGUGGUAGGUUGCCGUCUGUUGCCCGAGCCCCUGCCCAGUGGUAGGUUGCCGUCUGUUGCCCGAGCCCCUGCCCAGGGGGGGUAGAUUGUCACCUGUUGCCCGAGCCCCAAGCCUAAAGGGGGGAGAUUGCCUGAAGACCCCCCCUGUGCC
Molecule: messenger RNA, 294 nt
Organism: Staurois parvus
Lineage: Eukaryota; Metazoa; Chordata; Amphibia; Anura; Ranidae
Source: the annotation of a GenBank genome assembly